This is a messenger RNA of Oenanthe melanoleuca, 710 nucleotides long. RefSeq names its product GON7 subunit of KEOPS complex (gene GON7). Bases 1 to 363 code for a protein of 120 amino acids. Gene Ontology annotation, cellular component: EKC/KEOPS complex. Lineage: Eukaryota; Metazoa; Chordata; Aves; Passeriformes; Muscicapidae. The record is from RefSeq and is a predicted model, not a curated record. The transcript has 2 exons.
AUGGCGGAGCUGGCGGCGGAGACGGAGCCGGGCCCGGGGCGGGAGCUGGUGGCGGAGCUGCGCGGCCGCGACGGGCGGACGCGCACGGUGCGAGUGCCGUACCCGGCGGUGGAGGGCGAGGCGGCUCAGCUGCGCGGGCUCCGGGGGGCGCUGAGCGAGCUGCAGGAGCGGGUGGUGGAGCUGCUGGCGCCGCUGGUGGAGGAGGAGCGGGCGGCGGCGGGCGACGCGCGGCGCGGUGGCGGCGGGGAUGACGAUGACUACGAUGACGAGGAGGAGGAUGACGGCGAAGAUGAAAAUAACGUAGACGCGGCGGCGGGCGGCGAUGACCCUCCCCUGAAGCGGACGAAGGUGCAGCAGCCGUGAGGGCGCCGCUGGAUGUCUGUGCCUUGCCGGUCCCGUUCGGCUGUACCGACUGUAAGUGUCCCGGGCCCGCCGCACGGGCCGGCUCCUGCGGCGCUGCUGCUCUUGUUUAACCCGAAAUGUCCAUCUCGACAGUGUUUUUCCGAAAGGAUGCGCCUGGGUGUGAGCAGCGUGUUGCUUACGGGGUGCCAGUGUUAUGCUGGCACAGUUUUUUGGUAAACUAGUUGACGAGUAUAAAACUUUUUUUACAAAUCUUCUGAUUGGUAUGGUUUUUAAUAACUUAUUCUGAGUCACAGUAUUUCUUCAUGCGACAUCAUUCUUAAAAUAAAGCAAUAAAACCUGAAAACAUU